This is a messenger RNA of Folsomia candida, 703 nucleotides long. Its product is annotated as diptericin-D. NCBI's taxonomy places the organism in Eukaryota, Metazoa, Arthropoda, Collembola, Entomobryomorpha, Isotomidae. The record is from RefSeq and is a predicted model, not a curated record. The transcript has 3 exons. The coding region runs from base 206 to 571 and encodes 121 amino acids.
AAUCGUUUUGAUUUCAUUAUUAUUGAUUUCUGUUUGGUUAGUAGUUCACUGAAAACCGAAACUACCAUGAAAAUUAUGAGCCAUACAUAUUUGCGGCAUCUUCACGUGUAUAUAAAGAGCAUAAUUUUCUUAUCCGACUUCAUACUCCAGCAGCAAAUACAAGUUCAAGCUAAAAUAUUCGUACAAAGAAUUCAGAAACUGAAAAAUGUUGUCUUUUCACAAAUUCAUUUUCACAUUUGGUAUUAUUAUCGCAUUAAUUGUGAUCACAACAGCAGCCCCACAAUCCAACAACCUUGCGAUGCAGAACGCAAUGAGAAGUCUGGAUUCGGCCAGAUUUAAACCGAACUGGAACAUUAACGGGAGCGGAAGUGGAAACAACGGUCGAAAUUGGGGGGCCGGUGGAAACGUUGGGGUUGGCACGAAAGUUUGGCAAAGUCCCAACGGUCGCCAUGAUGUUGGUGUUGGUGCAAAUUAUGGACAACAAUUUGGACGGAGCCAGGGUCAAUCAUGGCACAGUCGACCUGAUGUCGGAUUCGGUGCAGCGUAUCGUUACAAAUUUGGUAGACGGUAACUAAUCAAUAUUCAAUCCAAGAACCCAUCCAUCCAUAUAAUUAUCAUUACCAAAUAAUUGUGUCAUUGCCACCCUCAUUUGAUUGAAUACCAAUAAAAAUAAAAAUAAAAUGUCAAUUAUUGUACAAAAAAA